Morus notabilis is the source of this 1419-nucleotide messenger RNA. RefSeq names its product zeatin O-glucosyltransferase. Gene Ontology annotation, molecular function: UDP-glycosyltransferase activity. The record is from RefSeq and is a predicted model, not a curated record. The coding region runs from base 1 to 1419 and encodes 472 amino acids. The transcript has a single exon. Lineage: Eukaryota; Viridiplantae; Streptophyta; Magnoliopsida; Rosales; Moraceae.
AUGCCAAGCCACAUUCAAAACCAAAUUGCCCCAAAUGGUGUCAUAAAUCCAUCAAAAGUGGUGGUGGUCAUGGUGCCCCUGCCGUGGCAAGGUCAUCUACACCAGUUCAUCAGCCUCUCCCACCUCAUCACCGCCCGUGCAAUCCCGGUCCACUUCGUCGGCGCCGCCACCGAAAACAACCAAGGCAAGCUCCGAAUCCACGGCGGUAUCAACACCACCAAUGAAAAAAUGAUACAUUUCCAUGACUUUGUCGUCCCGCCUUGCAUCACCACCCCCCCAAGCCCCACUUCUGCCCAUAACUUUCCCAUUCAUCUGAUUCCCACCUUUCACGCUACUCGUCAUCUCGGCGAGCCCGUGGCAGCCCUUCUUCGACAACUUUCGUCCGAAUUCAGGAGAGUUGUUGUCGUCCAUGACUUCCUAACGUCGUCGCUGGUCCACGGUAUUGGUCCAAUACCAAACGUGGAGUCCUACGCUUUGCAAGGCGUCUCGGCCUUCGCAAUCUCCCUACUUCAUUCUCGCGACAGAGACGAAAAAUCAGAGCUAGAUCAGCUAGAUAUUGCAGAUCUAAUAAUCCCUGAAGAUGUCCCGUCCAUGGAAGGAUGUGUGCCACCAGAAAUCAUGGAGUUGAGCUUUCGUGAAUGUACAUUCGUUAAAUUGAGCUCCGGGAACCUCUACAACACCAGCAUGGCGAUUGAAAGGCCUUAUGUGAAUCUAAUGGCUAGGAUUCUUCCAAACAAGAAGCAUUGGGCAAUUGGGCCACUCAAUAUGGUGACGCUAUCGGAGAAGAAAGUGUCGAACGGCCGACACAUGUGCCUGGAGUGGCUCGACAAGCAGGCGCCGCGGUCGGUGAUUUACGUGUCGUUUGGGACGACGACGACAUUCACCGACGAACAAAUCGGAGAAUUGGCUUUGGGGUUGGAACAAAGCGGGCAAAAGUUCAUUUGGGUACUAAGGGAUGCAGAAAAGGCGACGAGAAAGGUUGAGCUUCCGAAAGGGUUUGAGGAGAGAGCGAAAGAUGUGGGGAUUGUGAUGAGAGACUUGGCGCCCCAAUUGGAGAUUUUGGGGCACCCAUCAACAGGUGGGUUCUUGAGCCACUGUGGAUGGAACUCUUGCAUCGAGAGCAUCGCCAUGGGAGUGCCGAUCGGAGCUUGGCCCAUGCACUCAGACCAGCCGAGGAACACAAGUUUAAUAACUCAAGUUCUCAAAGUUGGGACUGCUGUGAGGGACUGGAGCCGCCGUUUUGAGCUGGCAACGGCGUCUACGAUUGCUGAUGGUGUGAGGAAGUUGAUGGCAUCUACGGAAGGCAAUGCGAUGAGGAAGAAGGCGGCGGAGCUCGGUGCUGCGUUGCGGGAUUCUUUGGCGGAAGGUGGAGACUCUCACAAGGAGUUCGAUUCUUUUGUCGCUCAUAUCACCAGAUAG